Laetiporus sulphureus 93-53 is the source of this 3840-nucleotide messenger RNA. RefSeq names its product glycosyltransferase family 1 protein. Bases 1 to 3840 code for a protein of 1279 amino acids. The transcript has 17 exons. Gene Ontology annotation, biological process: carbohydrate metabolic process. Lineage: Eukaryota; Fungi; Basidiomycota; Agaricomycetes; Polyporales; Laetiporaceae. Gene Ontology annotation, molecular function: hexosyltransferase activity; UDP-glycosyltransferase activity. The record is from RefSeq and is a predicted model, not a curated record.
AUGCACGCAGGAACGCAGACGCUCAUCCAGGCUUUGCAAGCGAUGCCAUGGGCGGAAGAACAAGACGAAGAUGACUGUGCGACACAAGGAAAUACGCCCGCGGACUCGUCGAGCGAUGAGGAUGACCGUGGCAGCAAUCGACUUGCUUCGUCCAUCCACACGAUAUACCGACCCCUUGCACGCUCCAGACGGAACGUAUUAGCAUCUCUGUAUUCGCGCGCACGGAGUCCCGGGCUGCCGAAGGUACCUGAUCAGGAUGAGACGCCGCGUACGGAGGAACCCUCGAUGUCAGAAGAAGAACUCGAGGACGACUUUGAGCGAGGCGGGCCGCGUGACAGUCCGCGCACGUUGUCAGAUGAGGAGCACGAAUUGGAUGGGUCUGGCAGUGAGGGACAUAGGAAGGAGCCGAGCAGUCCGGGGAGCAUGGCGACUGUGAAGUUGCAACGCCGUGCGAAGCUGGCGGGGAAGUUGAGGGAGGUGUUUGAGCUUAGCGGGAUUCAUGAAGUUAUCGCAGAGAUGCCGUGCUGGCUACUCAGGUCAAUCUUGCUCCAGGGAUAUAUGUAUCUGACAGAUUCAUACCUGUGCUUUUUUGCCCAUAUGCCCUCACGGGAGGAUCAAGUCCUAAAGUCAGGAUCCCUGAUGAAGAAGGCGCAGCGCACUAAGCGCCGGAUCAGACAUUGGUUCAUUCUCAAGAAUGACGCCCUUUCAUGGUAUCAAUCACCAUCUGAUCCAUACUUUCCGCAUGGAAUAGUAGACUUGCGUUAUGCGAUUAGCUGCGAACCACUGCAUGAGAAGGACAUUCGCCUCAGGACGAAUCAGAAAGCCAUAAGGCUGUCCGCGGAUUCUACGCCUAGCCGAGACGAGUGGGUGAAGGCCAUCAAGAGGGUUAUGUUCAAGGCCCAGAACAUGGGGGAUAUCUUUAAGAUUGCAAUUCCAUAUUCUGCUAUCCUUGAGGUCGAGAAGUCGUCGGCGAUGGAUUUUAGCGAGACCAUAGAAGUCAAAGUCGUUGAUAAGAAUGACCAGGGGUCUAUAGAUUCCUACUUCUUUGCAUACUUCCGUGAUCUUCCAGCCGCGCUCGCUCAGAUACGCGAUGCCGUGCGCGCAUACCGAGCGAUGCCGCAAGCUGCGACGCCUCCUGCAGUGAUAGAUACAACUACAGCACGACCACCCAAUUCUCCGCCUUCCGCUCUGCGUACCCAGAGUCUGCCUGUCCUUGGUCAGACGUCCAAAGCGUCUUCAGGUUCACGGUUAACAUCGCUCCUGCGACCUCUACAAGAGAAUGCGCCUCUCGUCCGACCCGCCCAUUCUCCUGAACGUGAUGACAAUGAAGACUUCACGCAUGUCGCUAAGAGGGGUUCGACAAAUAUCAUGGCCAUUACCACGUCGCCGAAAUCUUCGACAUACUCGGAUGCGGGGAUGUCACAUAGUCCCGAGAGCCCUCCUGCUCCUUCCUCAUCCAGCCAGCUAGUGGCAUCCCACCAUACCUAUCCUCCGUCACCAUCACCAUCUCCUUCAAUGUCUGAACUCACCGCGACUCCCACAAGAGACACCAGCCUGAUCCCUUGGGGUGUUGGUAUGCCCUCUUGGCUUAGAAUGCCAUCUAUGCCUUCUCGAAGAACUCUCAGCAAUCCGUUUGGAGGCGCCAGGAGCGGUUCCGAGCAGCCUGGUCCAGCAUCGGGCAGGAGCGGCGGCGAAGGCGUGUCAGAAGUACUCUCCCCAAAUACCGGCUCGGGAAGCAGGAUGACCACAAGCGGAUCCAGCGAUUUCGGAUACUUUAGCGUUUUGGACACACCGGAAACUAUACUUGAGCAGGACACGGUGGAUAAGUUUCACACUGCGUUCGCCUUUGAUGAGCGAGAGAAGCUCUUGGGAGUCUUCUCUGGGUAUAUCUACAGGAUGCUGCCGGUGUACGGCCGCCUGUACGUCUCGACAAACUUCUUCUGCUUCAAGUCCAGUGGCCCCCUAAGUUCGCGAACGAAGAUGAUCUUGCCGAUUCGAGACGUCCUCUCCACGGAGAACUCCAAAGCAUUUCACUUUGCACAUCAGGGCCUCGUAAUCGUCAUCAGAGGUUACGAGGAGCUUUUCUUCGAAUUCGCAGAUGAAGAACGUAGAGCUGCCUUCGUGCACAUAUUGGAGCGCCAAAUGGAAGAUGUUCGUCGUCGUGUCGAGUCUGGUGACCAACAUUGCCAGAGCCUGGGGCAGCAUGAUGCUCUAAUUCUAGAAGAAGCGGGUCCGCAAACAUCACCCGACGGAGAGAUGGAGCAGAAGGUCGAGCACGAUGCCUCAAUGUCAGGCUCACUUCCUGCUGUCAUGUUUAACUCGAUGUCUUCGACUUUCCUGACUUUCAAGCCGAAGGAGCCUUUGCACUUCACGUUUCUUACGGUUGGCUCUCGGGGUGACGUUCAGCCAUACAUUGCAUUGGCGAAGGGACUCAUGAAGGAUGGCCACCGCGUACGCAUCGCGACUCAUGGAGAGUUCAAGGAGUGGAUUGAGGCUCAUGGCAUUGAGUUCGGAUACGUCGGCGGCGAUCCUGCGGAGCUGAUGCGGAUUUGUGUCGAUAACGGCACUUUCACAGUUUCAUUCUUGAAGGAAGGCAUGCUCAAGUUCCGUGGAUGGAUAGAUGACUUGCUCAAGACCUCUUGGGAGGCUUGUCAAGGCACGGAUGUCCUGAUUGAGAGUCCGAGUGCAAUGGCUGGCUACCAUAUCGCGGAAGCACUCAAGAUCCCGUACUUUAGGGCUUUCACUAUGACAUGGUCCCGCACAAGAGCUUAUCCUCAUGCCUUUGCGGUUCCGGAACACAAGAUGGGAGGAAACUACAACUACAUGUCAUAUGUACUAUUCGAUCAGGUGUUCUGGCGAGCAACUGCAGGUCAGAUCAAUCGCUGGAGAAAAAACACCUUAGGCCUUGGCAGCACGAGUCUAGAUAGGAUGGAGCCUCAUAAGAUACCAUUCUUGUAUAAUUUCAGCCCUGUGGUCGUCCCUCCUCCUCUGGACUGGCCUGAGUGGAUACAUGUUACGGGUUAUUGGUUCCUGGAUGAUGCUGAUGUCAGCUCAAAGAAGUGGACACCCCCAGCUAGUCUCCUUGAAUUCAUCGACUCUGCGCGGAAAGCGAAGAAGAAGGUCGUUUACAUUGGGUUUGGCAGCAUCGUGGUGUCAGAUCCGAAGGCAAUCACGCAUUGCGUCAUCAGUGCGAUUGUGCGCAGUGGCGUGUAUGCUAUUCUGUCGAAGGGGUGGUCAGAUCGACUGAUCAAGAAUGUCGCCGAGGCGUCCGACCCAGAAGAGCCUCUUCCCAAGCAGAUCUACCCUAUAGCAUCCGUGCCGCAUGACUGGUUGUUUAAGCGUGUCGACGCUGCCUGCCAUCAUGGCGGCGCAGGUACAACAGGUGCUUCCUUGCGAGCUGGUAUCCCCACAAUCAUAAAGCCAUUCUUUGGCGACCAGUUCUUCUGGGCAGAUCGCGUCGAGGCGCUGGGAAUUGGUGCUGCUGUUCGCAAGCUGACCGUGGAGCAUCUCACCCAGGCGUUGAUCAAUGCGACUACUGAUCAGAGGCAGAUUGAUCGUGCCCGAACGGUGGGCGAACAGAUACGCGCUGAGGAUGGUGUUGGAACUGCCAUAGAGGCAAUCUAUCGAGACAUGGAGUACGCUCGGUCCCUCAUCAAGGGCUCUCCUGCUGAUGACCCGCAAGAUGUGGAGGUUGAUGCCGAGCAUGCUACUAUCCGUGACUACCCUCACGCAAUGUCUCCUACACGUUCUGGCGGUACCCGCUCGGGAGGCAGUUCUGCCAGCUCAGCUCAUGGGGCUACCAGCGACUGGAGCGUUAUUUCCGAACAGGAGCGAGAUUGA